AUGUACCCCAGAGCCUUGAUCCUAUCUCUUUUCAUCUCUCUGGGCUUCGCCCUUCCUAUCUUCCCCGUGGCCCGCCCCUACAUCCCAAGCAGUCUUGGGGCUCUCGGCCCCAUCGCCAGGGUCGUCACCGAAGCCGAGAAUGAAGUUCUCACGGCCCCCAUUCCCAAAACAUGGAUGCACACACACGGUUUCUCAAAGCCCGAGAAGCCCGAGGCAAAGAAGCGAUCCACGGUUGGAGAUUGCCCAGAGGGCGUUGCGUGUGCCGGUCUCAUCAAGGAUGUGAUUCACAAGAUGGAUGAGGUUCUGGAGGAGGCCAAGGAGCAAAUUGGCAAAGGACUUGAUGAGGCCAAGAAGCAGAUUGACGAGGAACUUGGCGAUAAUUAUCAGCCAAAACUUGAGAGCAGGAUGGUGGUAGACUGGGUGCCGUAG
Molecule: messenger RNA, 429 nt
Organism: Alternaria arborescens
Lineage: Eukaryota; Fungi; Ascomycota; Dothideomycetes; Pleosporales; Pleosporaceae
Exons: 1
Coding region: 1-429 (142 amino acids)
Source: RefSeq, a predicted model, not a curated record